Messenger RNA from Catharus ustulatus (Swainson's thrush), 1169 nucleotides. Its product is annotated as probable G-protein coupled receptor 19. Gene Ontology annotation, cellular component: plasma membrane. Gene Ontology annotation, molecular function: G protein-coupled receptor activity. The transcript has a single exon. Gene Ontology annotation, biological process: G protein-coupled receptor signaling pathway. The coding region runs from base 30 to 1169 and encodes 379 amino acids. The record is from RefSeq and is a predicted model, not a curated record. Lineage: Eukaryota; Metazoa; Chordata; Aves; Passeriformes; Turdidae.
CUGAGCAAAAGACGUGGCUGAGUUUGCUCAUGGAUAACAGCAGUGGUCCUGUUCUUCUCUUCACCUUGCUCCUACUGCAGAACACCAGCAGCCCCAGAGCCUCCACCCGUCCUGCUGGCUAUGAGAUGGCAGAACCUGCGGCCCCAGGAGCCGGCUCCAGCAGGAACCACUCUCUGGUGGAGUACGGGCUGAGGCCAGCGGAAAUCGCCGCUGCCAGCGUGGUUUGGGGAGCGCUGUGGCUGAUCUCCGUCUUGGGAAACUUCCUCGUUUGCUUAGUGAUCCACAGGAGCAGGAGGACCCAGUCCACUACCAACUACUUUGUGGUGUCCAUGGCCUGUGCAGACCUCGUGAGCAGCGUGGGGAGCGCGCCCUUCCUGCUGCUGCAGCUGAGCUCCGGGCGCUGGCUGCUGGGCAGCGAGGUGUGCCAGCUGGUCAGGUACCUGCAGUACCUCACGCCCGGGGUCCAGAUCUACGUGCUCCUCGCCAUCAGCGUGGAUCGAUUCUACACCAUCAUCUACCCCCUAGGCUUCAAAAUGUCCAGGGAAGAAGCCAAAAAAAUAAUUUUGGUCUCUUGGCUCGCUGGUGCUCUGUUUGCAUCACCAGCCUGUUUUCUCUAUGGCUCCAGCAGCAACCACCACUGCAACUUUUUCCUCCCUGGUUCUUGGCUAGGAGCCGCCUGUGGUGUUGCCCACCUGUCAGUGCUGUUGCUUUUGAUCCCAUCACUCCUCAUUAUCCUCUACUUCCAGAAACUUUUCACCUACAUUUGGAGAAGUGACAUUGAGGACACAGCUAGCAGGAGGACAAUGAAUCUUGUCUCAAGGAGAAAAGUGAAAACUGCCAAGAUCUUCUUCAUCUUUGUCUUGGAUUUUCUCCUGUCCUGGCUUCCUUUCUUCGUGGCACAGUUGUGGCACCCACAGGAAACAAACUACAGAAAGAGCUCCUUGCUUUUCCUGGCCAUCACCUGGAUCUCUUUCAGUUCCUCAGCCUCUAAGCCAAUCCUCUUCUACAUCUAUAAGGCAAACUUCAGAAGAGGAAUGCAAGAAAUUUGUUGCAUGUGGAAGUACCCCAGAAGCGAUGUCUACACCAUUACUACCAGUUCCAAAAAUAAUCACAUUAUGACCACAGAUAUACCAGCACCACCCCAACCUCACCAAAUACUCUACCUGUGA